Molecule: messenger RNA, 1668 nt
Organism: Candidozyma haemuli
Lineage: Eukaryota; Fungi; Ascomycota; Pichiomycetes; Serinales; Metschnikowiaceae
Exons: 1
Coding region: 1-1668 (555 amino acids)
Source: RefSeq, a predicted model, not a curated record
AUGAAGUUCGUCUUCCUCCCGCUCGUUGCACUCUUCAGUCUUUUAUCCUUCUCGACGGCUUUGCCCAUCGAGUUACAAGGCCUCAGAGCCAGACAAGACUUUGACGUUCGUCUGGACGAAGAAUACUCCCCUGCGCUUGUCUCGCCCUUGGACAAGAGAGACAAUGCCUUGCUCACGUCCUUCUUUACUUCUUUGAACAAAACAGGUACCGGUAUCACGCUCGUUAAGGCUGCCAUUCGUACUCCAGGCAUCAACGACCAGAUAGUCAAGUUUAUUGCCAACUUGGUGGAAGAAAAGAACUUGACGUACUUGUUGCAGGUUGCAGACGAGUCUGGCUUGGCGCUCGACUUGGUUUUGUUGAUUUUGACCCACUACGAGGUCAUUGAUGGUUUGACUGAUUUCGUCAAGUACUACAAGGGCGACAGCAACUCCACUUCCAGCGGCUCUAGCUCUGGCGGUGGUCUUCUUGGUGGUCUUCUUGGUGGAAUCGGCAGUAUUUUCGGUAUUGGCGGCGGCCGUUCUGGCUCGUCCAAUUCCACUUCUAGUGGUUCUGGCGGUGGCUUGAUCUCUGGCCUUCUUGGUGGCCUCACUGGCGGCAGUUCAGGUUCUCGUUCAGGCUCUGGUUCUUCCAACUCCACAUCCGGCAGCGGUGGUGGACUCCUUGGCGGUCUUCUUAACGGUCUCACUGGCGGCUCGUCUUCUUCUCCAACCAGCUCCAGCCCAAGCACCAGCACUGGUUCUUCUUCUGGUGGUUCUAGCGGUGGCCUUGUUAGUGGUCUUUUGGGUAACUUGUUGGGCGGCGGCAGCCGUUCUGGCUCUGGUUCCAGCUCUGCUUCUUCUGCUCCAGCUGGCGCUCUUGGUUCUGCUGCUCCAACUGCCUCUGCUCCAGCUGCUGGUGCUUCUCCAACCAGCUCUCGUUCUGGUGGCCUUUUGGGCGGUCUUUUGGGUGGUCUUGGAGGCGCUAGCUCCAAAACUUCUUCUGCUGCUGGCUCUCCAGCUGCUACUUCUGCUCCAGCUGCUGCCGGUGCUCCAGCUGCUGCCUCUGCUGACCCAAUUGACCUUGGUGACGCUGCUACUUCUGCUGCUCCAGCUGACCCAGCCGGUUCUGCUGUUCCAACAGGCACUGCUUCUCCAUCUACUCCAUCUGGCGGUGUUUCUUCGCUUGUAGAAGGCCUUGGAAGCCUUUUCAAGCGUGAAGACGUGGAAGAGUUUGUUCACGACGAAGAGCUUCUUAAGCGUCACGCUGACGCCAUGACUGAACAGUUGCAAGAGAUUGUCAAGCGUUCUGAAGGCCUUAGCGAGCUCGAGAAGCGUGAUAUCUGGGACUCUGUGUACCAGCAGAUGAUCAGACUCAUUGGUACCGACUCCAACGUGGAAGAGAUUGCUGAGUCCUUGCAGAAGUCUGGUCUUGCCAUCAACGUCAUCUACAACGCCUUGACCGACUCUGACUGGUUUGGUUUCGACAAGAAGUUGGUCAAGUACCUUGUGGACAACAACAUUGUGACGUUCAGCAUUUUGUUGAACUCUCUUCUCAAGUCUGGAGUUAUCUGGAGCGUUGCUGCUGACAUUAUUGGCAACUCCAGCUACGUCAAGCUUGUGAUUGACUUUGUCAUUGCCAUUUUCACUGGUAAGGUGAAUGUGAUUGGCUUGAUCAUGGCUCUUUUCUAA